Ceratina calcarata is the source of this 2534-nucleotide messenger RNA. Its product is annotated as peptide transporter family 1. Gene Ontology annotation, cellular component: membrane. The coding region runs from base 284 to 2374 and encodes 696 amino acids. NCBI's taxonomy places the organism in Eukaryota, Metazoa, Arthropoda, Insecta, Hymenoptera, Apidae. The transcript is spliced from 9 exons. The record is from RefSeq and is a predicted model, not a curated record. Gene Ontology annotation, molecular function: transmembrane transporter activity. Gene Ontology annotation, biological process: transmembrane transport; oligopeptide transport.
AUACGACAAACUUGACAGUGCGGACUUAGCUAUCAACCGCGACAGACGAACUCGUUCGAGAAUUGUCGUACACGAAGUAAUCUAGUUCCACAAGUUUUCUAUAUUAUCGUGAUCCUUGAUCCAUUCGUAAUCGCCAUGAACGAAUAAGAAAAUGUAGUGUCACUGUCGAUACAGCGUUUUAAUUGCCGUCGUCUAUCAUGGGACCAGCCGUGUGUAAAAUUUAAACGAGUGAUUUAUCCGAAUUUUCAAACAAUUUUUGCAAUUCACGUACUUAACGGCCAGAAUGGUUGCGAAAACGCAAAAAAAGCCUAUGAAAUAUCCGAGGUCGAUAUUCUUCAUCAUCAGCAAUGAAUUCUGCGAGAGGUUUUCCUUUUAUGGAAUGCGCACGGUGUUAACGCUUUAUCUGAAGGAUUAUCUUAAGAAGAAUGAUACUGAUGCUAUGGUCAUCUACCACGUCUUCACGAUGUUCGUCUACUUCUUUCCCAUAUUCGGAGCGAUGAUAGCCGAUGCCGUGCUUGGAAAAUUUCGGACCAUACUCUACUUGAGUAUUGUCUACGCUCUGGGACAAGUCCUCUUAUCGCUAAGCGCAGUCCCUCCUUUAGGAAUACCGUCUGAAGAAUUUUCGUUUCUCGGCCUGAUCCUGAUAGCCCUCGGCACGGGUGGCAUAAAACCUUGCGUGGCCGCAUUCGGCGGUGACCAAUUCGUGUUACCUCAACAGGAACGAUACUUGUCCACAUUCUUCUCCUUGUUUUACUUUUCCAUUAACUCCGGAUCCCUGAUCUCGAGUUUCCUCACGCCCGUGCUUCGCAGCAACGUAGCUUGCUUCGGUGACAAUUCCUGUUACUCGCUGGCCUUCUUCGUCCCGGCUGUACUUAUGUCCGUGUCCAUCAUAAUAUUCAUCUGCGGUAGACCACUGUAUAAAAUACUCAAACCGACGGGCAACGUCGUAUUGGACGUUUCCAAAUGCGUUUCUCACGCGAUCUACAGGAGAGUAAAGACGAGUGAGAAAAGAGAUCAUUGGCUUGAUCACGCGGAUGAUGAAUACGAUGGAUCGCUGAUAAAUGAUAUCAAAGCUGCGUUGAAAGUCAUGGUACUGUUCAUACCCAUACCGGUGUUCUGGGCGCUGUUCGAUCAGCAGGGCUCGCGAUGGACGAUACAGGCGACUAGAAUGAACGGCGAAAUCGGCAGUUACAUAUUCCUACCGGAUCAGAUGCAAGUACUCAAUCCAUUGCUCGUGUUAAUAUUCAUACCUCUAUUCGAAGUUGCCAUUUACCCGUUAAUGGAGAAAAUCGGGCUUCGCACACCGUUGAAGAAACUGACUAUCGGAGGAUUGUUGGCGGCUUUAUCGUUCGUGAUAUCGGCGAUUGUUGAACUUAAUCUCGAGCCAACGUAUCCAGUUUUGCCAUCGGAAGGCCUCGCUCAGUUACGCGUUUUCAACACUCUCAAUUGUCCUGUGAACGUGACCGUGCCCGAUAAUCUGACAUUCAUUGUAGAUAAUAUGAAAAUGUCCGAGUUCGACAUUCCCGUGAAAUACACGCAAGACUUAAACUACAAGAUAGACUUUAGUAAAUGUAAAGAAGCGGGUAUAUUAGAAAUAGCUGAGAAAACAGGAAGUAUUCCGAUACACGAAGCGCGAGCCAAUUCUUGGGCGAUCAAUCCCGUCAGUGGAUUUUUUGCUUACGAAGAUUCGAUAGAUAAAUCUAGCAAUGGUGAUCCUUUCAUAAGAAGUCUUAUCUACGUGGAUCCUAAAGACACAUCUGGAGUAUUAGAUUUGAGAAACGAAGACGGUAAAUCGGUCCUUAAAUGGGACAUACAGCAGGAAUUUAACGUAACUGAUUUAUCCGGCAUCAAGCCAGGCAUAUACGAUAUUUAUUUCAAAAAUGAAAAAGUGAAAUCCAAUGUACGUCUGCAAUUGGGCGGAGUUUACACAGUGGUUGGAUCCUUGAUAAAUGGCAAACCAGGAGUUGAUGUUGUUACCGUAACCGAACCGAAUUCAUUGCACAUAAUGUGGUUAAUACCUCAGUACAUUGUCAUUACAAUGGGCGAAGUGAUGUUUUCUGUGACUGGCUUAGAAUUCGCGUUCACGCAAGCACCGAUCAGUAUGAAGUCCCUCUUGCAAGCUACCUGGCUACUGACCGUAGCCUUCGGCAAUCUCAUCGUAGUUAUCAUCGCGGAGAUAUCGAUUUUUAAUCGACAGUUUUACGAAAUCCUUUUGUUCGCCGGACUGAUGUUCGUUGACAUAAUCAUUUUUGCUGUAAUGGCGAAAUUCUACAAAUACGUGGAAAUUCCCGAAGAGAGUUCGAUUUCCGAAGAAAUCAAUAUGGAGCUGAAAGGUGGACAACUAAACGCGUCUUACAAGGACGAUGAGAAGUGACCUAAUUAGCUAACAACAAAAAAUAUUGCACUCGUAUAUCUCUCGCCUAUUUUGCAUAAAAAAUACGGAUUCGUGACAUUUAGGACAAUUAUUUUAUUUAUAUAUAAUAUUUUUAUAUAAAAUAAAAUUGACGCGAAACUUAUGCGCAAUCACUUACGGA